Molecule: messenger RNA, 1117 nt
Organism: Thermothielavioides terrestris NRRL 8126
Lineage: Eukaryota; Fungi; Ascomycota; Sordariomycetes; Sordariales; Chaetomiaceae
Exons: 3
Coding region: 356-982 (208 amino acids)
Biological process (GO): vesicle budding from membrane; late endosome to vacuole transport via multivesicular body sorting pathway
Cellular component (GO): multivesicular body; ESCRT III complex
Source: RefSeq, a predicted model, not a curated record
GGAAGCAAAGAAGAAGAUUUUUAAACUCUUACCCGAACUGCAGCAUACCUGAUGCAAGGUUAAUGCGAUGAGAAAUGGAAUCUCUUCCUGUAUUUUAAGGGUAUUUAGAUCCGAAUGUAGUCCGAAACGCUCUGUAAUGUGCCUUCAUCUCGGCAUGCAGGUACCUCAAAGAGUGGGAUAUUUUGUACCCACCUAUGUUCGCACCCCUGCUUGUGACAUCUCGCAUUUUCCAGAUCGCAACCGCUCCGUUCCCAACAUCUGCUAUCAGUAGAGGGCUGCGAUCCAGCCCUUCUCGGCACAACCCUCGCCAACGCCGCCGCCUGCAGCACGAGGAUAUACCGCCACCCAUGACACGAUGGGCAAUAGCUCAAGCCGUAUAACGGCGCAAGACCAAGCAAUCCUCGACCUCAAGACCCAACGCGACAAGCUGCAGCGGUACCAGCGGCGGAUCACGCACCUGACGGACCGCGAGACGGAGGCGGCGCGGCAGCUGCUGGCGCGGGGCGACCGCGCGCGCGCGCUGCUGGCGCUGCGGCGCAAGAAGUACCAGGAGUCGCUGCUGGCCAAGACGGACGCGCAGCUGGCGCAGCUCGAGCAGCUGACCGCGUCGGUCGAGUUCGCGCUGAUCCAGAAGGACGUGCUGUUCGGCCUGCGCCAGGGCACGCAGGUGCUGCGCGAGAUCCAGGCCGAGAUGGGCGGCAUUGAGAACGUCGAGAAGCUGAUGGGCGAGACUGCCGAGGCGAUCGCUUACCAGCGGGAGGUUAGCGAAAUCCUCGGGGGGAGGAUGUCCGCCCAAGACGAGGAAGAGGUCGAGGACGAGCUGGCGGCGCUCCAGGCCGAGGUAGCAGGCACCGCCGGCCCGCAGAGUUUACCCAGUGUUCCUGAUACCCAGUUGCCGGCACAAGAAGUAGCGGAGGAGGGCGCGCCCGAACCGGCGGAACGCCAGGCGCAGAGGGAGAGGCAGGCGAUGCUGGCUUCAUAGACUGGCGUGGGAGUUGAACGGUGAUGACGUUAUGCAUGGGCGGCGCUAGGCGGUUACAGCAAUGGUUGGUUAAUGAUUAAGCUGCUUGGAUGUACCAGGCAUAUUUUCCUUCAUCGUGCGGUGCUGCGUAAUGAU